Lactuca saligna is the source of this 1425-nucleotide messenger RNA. NCBI's taxonomy places the organism in Eukaryota, Viridiplantae, Streptophyta, Magnoliopsida, Asterales, Asteraceae. The record is from the annotation of a GenBank genome assembly.
ACUUAACGCUCCUCCUCGUGCCGUUGAGUGUGAAUCAUGGCGUCUUUGCGUUGACAGAUUCUACUUAUUUAACGUCACUGUUAACAAUCCUCUUCUUCAUUGUACCAAUCAGAGAAAGAGACAGAGAGAGGGAGAGAGAGAGAGAGAGAAAGGGAGGGAGGAAACGCCAUUAACGGGGCCUGUGUUCUUCAAGUGAAAUUUGAAGGUUAAGAAGAAAUGGAGGGAAAGAGCAAGUUGUCAGCACACUGGUGGUGGUUUGACAGUCAGAGCAACACUACCCCAAGGAAAUCUCCAUGGCUACACUCCACUCUUGCAGAACUGGACGACAGGACAGAGGCAAUGCUUAAACUGAUCGAGGAAGAUGCAGAUUCGUUCGCAAAACGUGCAGAGAUGUAUUACAAGAAACGACCCGAGCUCAUUAGCAUCGUUGAGGAUCUGUAUAGAGCCCAUCGAUCGCUAGCUGAAAGAUAUGAUCAGGUCAAGUUUGAUAGUGGAAGCCGCCACUUGAUCACUCCAUGGACAUCGUGUCCUUUACCUCUGUCCAAAUUCCGAACUUCGCAUUUGAUGAAAGAAUCAGAGAAAUCAUACGACAGCUACUCUGAGUCUUUUGACUUUGACCAUGAUUUUGAUUCUGUUGAAUCUGAUAUGUUUGAUGACCCCCAACACGCGUCUUUUAAUGAUGAAACUGAAGAAGAGGAAAAGAGUAGUAGUUCAGAUGAAGAAGGAAUGAGGUUGAGGGAAGAGUUAGAGAGGCUGAGAGAAGAAAACAAGGUUCAGAAGGAAGAAUUGGUUCAGAAAGAUGAAGAGAAAAGGGAGGCGAUCAGACAACUAAGUUUUUGUGUGGAUUUGCUCAAACAAGAAAAUCUAAAUCUCAAAACAAGAAUUGCUAAAGAUUCUUUCAAGAAGCAAAACAGCAGCCCAUUUGAGUUUACAAAACUGAAAGGGGUAUUUUGGGGAAUAUUCAAUGGUGAAGCUACUACCGCUGUUCCUCUAUAGGCAUUCACAGGUAUAUUUUGACAUAUUCUUGAUAUUGAUAUUCUUUCUAAAUAAUGUUCUGUUUGUCCCCAAAAAAGUUUUAACUUUUUAAAAUUUACAUAUUACCAAGUUACUCUUCAUUUUCUUAAAUAUUUAUUUCGUUAAUUUUUUAUUAAAAAAUAUAGUAAAUUUAAUUUGUUCAUGUAAACUUUGAAGUGGGGUCUUGUUUUGUAAUGGAUAUGGAUAUUGUUUUUUAUGGGUCAUUGUGUAGUGGUGUCUUUUAGAAUUGGAUUAUUCAUGUACGGUGUUGAUUCUUUGUUACUUUAAGCAAUGUCAGAAUAUACAGUCUUCAAAUUCAAAAUGGUUCCUGUAAUUUUGCCGUGGAAUGUUUGGGUUACUUUUCCUACUCUAUUUUAUAUAUUUACCUUUGUAAUAAUUAUUUGUCUGCUC